Molecule: messenger RNA, 1008 nt
Organism: Salvia splendens (bonfire salvia)
Lineage: Eukaryota; Viridiplantae; Streptophyta; Magnoliopsida; Lamiales; Lamiaceae
Exons: 2
Coding region: 1-1008 (335 amino acids)
Source: RefSeq, a predicted model, not a curated record
AUGAGGGUCUUCAAAUGGUCCUCGGAUUUCGAUGCAUAUUGUGAGUCCCCGAUAGCAGCAAUUUGGUGUAAUUUAAUCGGGCUCCCAAUUCACUUGUUUGAUCAAUCCGCUCUUUUCGCCAUCGGCAAGCUCCUCGGCAAUCCAAUCCAAGUUGAUCGGGCCACGGCUACCAAGACGAGACUCUCCUUUGCCCGCAUUUGUAUUGAGAUUGACAUCACCAAACCGCCCCCUGAAGAGAUAAUCCUUGACUUGUGCGGCCGCGAGUUGGUGCAACAAGUCCGGUGGGAUAAGAUCCCAUCCUAUUGCCAAGAGUGUAAACAUGUUGGUCAUACAAGUGAUGUGUGCUAUGCGAUGGGCAAAAAGGAAAGGCCGCCGAAACGAAACUACAAUAUCAACCCGCAAAAGAAGGCAAACCCUGAAGGCCACGGUAUGAAGGGCAUGCAAGAUGCGGUGAGGCACAAUCCUAACUCCAAUGAAGGGAACCGCCAAGGGAAGAAUACGGGCAAUGCCGGGAAUCGUCCUAACAACAAUUCAAAUGGAGAGGAGGAAAGGGAUACAACUUGGGAUGGUCCGGACAUUAUGGGUGGAACCCAAGGAGGGAAUGCUUCGUGCCCCGGAACAUUCAAAGUGGGCCUCAAGCGCGGGGGAGGGGAAAAAGGGAACCCAACACCCCCGACCACCGAGCCACCUUCACCAAUUCAUGGAGAUAUGGAUGCGGAAUGGGAGUACACCAAGGCGAGCCGAUCGGUGUCCCCGCCUACACGAGGGAGUGCGAGAGGGGGCGCACGCCAUGCAAUGACUAGGGGGGGUGGUUUCUUCUCAAAAUUUGAUGUCGACAAUUGUGGGGAAGCGGACGACUCGGCCAUGGACAUGCAAGUGGGGACCGAGAGGAUUGGAGACGGCUCUCCACUUGACAAUGCCGAGGAGCACGCAACGAACAAAGAGCAACAUCUCAUUGAAUAUCAAGGAGGGACUUCGUCUCCUUCGGGUACGCAUCCUACUUGUUAA